UUCUUUUUUUUUUUUGUUAUGAAUCUAGAGAUCACACUUGUUCGGCAUGGAAAUACAGAUGCCAACAACGAGCGCUGGCUACAAGGACAUGUUGAUACUGAAUUAAACAAAAAUGGCUUGCGUCAAGCAGAAAGCUGUGGCAAACGGUUAGCACAAGCGAGCUAUGACCAUGUUUACUGCAGUGAUUUAACCCGUUGUGAACAGACUGCUGCAGCCAUUAUGACAUAUCAUCCUCAUGCAUCGAUUGAAUAUUCCCCUUCACUCCGAGAAAGAGAUUUCGGUACUCUAGUGCGUCAACAUGUAAGCUACCUUACAUCAGAAUCCAGUCAACAAGGUAUAUCUAUAGACCAAUUGAUAACGAACCAUGAAGGAGAAAGCCUUCAAAUAUUUAGAGAACGUGUGAUUCAUGCAUUUGAGUCUAUUGUUCAAGACGCCAUUCAAAAACAGUACAAGUCUGUGCUAAUCGUCACACACGGAGGACCACUUAAACAACUGACCUCAUAUUGGACUCAUCAAGCAGGUCUCAAGGCAAAAGGCACCCUUCGAAUAGCCCUUGUGGCUCAGGGCAAUACAGCCAUCACUCGUAUUGAUUGGACAAACAAAUGUAUUCUGGAAUUCAACUGUACUCAACAUCUUAAACAUCAAGCUGGAUCUUCUUCUCCUCCUCCAGCUGUCUAAUAAAAAAAAAUUGCCUUACACGAGUCCUUUUAAAAGGGAGGGGUCUUAGCUCCGAGAUAAAUCUUACCAUUGUUGAAAUAGGAUGGUUUGCAUGUGAAAUAGACAUUUGUAAGCGAAUUUGUUAUCCUUGUUUGUAUUUGUAGUCCAUUCAUGCUUACCUUGCUAUACAAGGGAUAGGGGCCUUAGUUUGAUUGUCUUCAAAAAAUCGUCUAUAUAUAUGU
Molecule: messenger RNA, 899 nt
Organism: Gilbertella persicaria
Lineage: Eukaryota; Fungi; Mucoromycota; Mucoromycetes; Mucorales; Choanephoraceae
Product: histidine phosphatase superfamily
Exons: 3
Coding region: 19-678 (219 amino acids)
Biological process (GO): negative regulation of programmed cell death; fructose 1,6-bisphosphate metabolic process; fructose 2,6-bisphosphate metabolic process
Cellular component (GO): cytosol
Molecular function (GO): fructose-2,6-bisphosphate 2-phosphatase activity
Source: RefSeq, a predicted model, not a curated record